CCAACCAAUAGGUGAGCGCGUCUGCGUCACGUGAUCAGCAGCGCAGCAGAUUUGAAUUGUUUGUGUGUUUUCAGACAGUUUGAAUCAUACGAAGCAGAAAAGAAAAUUUGUGAGUUUUCAGAGGAACUUGAGGUUUGAUCCGGAUCAACCUGUUGCCCACAGAGAAGAACCAACAGCAGGAUGGACUGUCGAGCUAACAGCGAUACGUUCUUUCUGACUGAUGAGAAGUUUGACUUUGACGUUUCUCUGUCCCCCGCCAGCUCCAAUGGAGAUGAAGACGAGGUGUUUGUGGGUCCGGUCAGCCAUAAGGAGAGGUGCGUCUCUGUGAACGUGGUGUCUCAGCUGGAGGAUGUUGGCGGCGGCGGCGGCGGGGAGCGGGCGAGCUGGAGUCCGCUCAGCGCCGAUCAGCUGGAGGCUGUGUGUCAGGAAGCCCACAGACUAGCAGUGCAGUGCAGUGAGUCGAACCAGCCACACGGCGAGGAAGACAAGACCGCCGACGCCACAACGGACCGGGAUGAGUUCAUCCAGGACGCCGAGGCCAAACUGGGCGUGAUCGAUCAGACCCCCAGAGCGCUGAGCCCCAUCAAACGGCAGACCUUCUGCGUGCAGGACAGUCCCAUGAAGCAGCUGCCGCCUGCCGUCCAGCGCCGCCUGCUGACGGGAGGCAGCUCCAACACGGCUCCACCCUCCCGCCCCGCCGCCGCGGCUUAUUCCACCCGAGCAGCUUCAUCCAUCCGCCCCGCCGCCGCCACCUCCAGACUCAGCACCUCCAGACUCAGCACCUCUAGACUCAGCACCUCCAGCCCCGUGGCGGGGGUCCGGCCUCAGCCCAGGACGGGGCUGCGAGGGAGAACCACACUCGGCGUGGGCGUUGCCGUCGUGCUGCCGAGCAAACCGACCGCCCCGACGGCUUCCUGUUCAGCCAGCAAGAGCAGAGUGGAGAAGACCAGACUGCAGCCGCCGAGCAAGGCGGUGGGGGCUUGGAGGCGGAGCCCGUCCUCUCGCACCUCCAGCAGGGCGGAGUCCUGGGAGGAUCUGCUCUCUGACUCAGCGAGCGUGGCGUCUGACGUCAGCGACUCCUCCCUCAACUCCAACUCCAGCCUGCUGGGGAAACGCUCGCUGCCUCCACCCACCACGAGUGCUGUGAGGAACCUGUCGGCUGUGAAAGGUCCGCCCCUUGCGAAGAGGAGGGUGACGGAGAGGAAGAACACGUCCUCAUCCUCGUCCUCCGUGUCCAGUUUCAACUCCAGUAUAUCCCUGUCCCCCGCUAAAGGUAAACUGAACUCCUCUCUGAGUGUGAGCGGCCCCACCGGCCCCAGCAGCAUCAGCAGACCGGCCAGUAACAGCAGGCUGCGCCGCUCCACCGUCUCCGCCGCCGCAGAGCCGGCACCCUCCGCCGCCGCCGGCCGCCGCUCGCUGUCCUCCCAGGCCAGGAAGCUGUCGGAGGUCAAAACCGCCAAGUGCACACCGCUGAAGAGAGCGGAGGCCACGCCCCACCAGGUGACGCCCGCACAGAGGACUUUGGAGAGGACCGCCUCCGUCCCCGCUCCUGCCUCGGCCCGGCCGCAGAGCGGACUGAAACCCAAGUCCAGACCAGAGGCCCUGGUCCUACCGACACCCAGUGGAGGGGUCCGGGGAGUCAGCCAAGGGGACGACGCCUCAAAGAUGUUGAAGCCGAAGAGGCUGAUGUCAGUGAGCAGCGUGGACAGUCUCCCUCAGAAGCCGUCCCCUGCUGCUCCUCUGACUCCCUCUGCUGGCGGCUGCAGGUCGCUGCAGGUGAAGGCCCGCCGUCCCUCCGCCCUGCCCACUCCGGUGAGGCGCAGGAUGUCCGCCAUCCCCGUCGCCACGCCCACCAACCAGAGUCGGCCCGCCAGACCUCCACCCACCCCUGACUGCGACCCCGCCUCCUGCUCCGCCUCGGCCAAAAGGGAAAGAAGCUACAGCCCUUCACCUGCAGACACACAGGAGGCGGAGCCUGUGAAUCCCCCCGACAUCCAGCCCUUCUGUCUGGAGGAGGAGGAGGAGGAGGAAAAGAAGGAGGAGGAGCCUCCUGCUGCCCCGCCCUCCAGCCCCCCACAGCCUGACCAAUCAGAGAGCACGGAGCCUGAAGCAUUGAGUCAGAGCCAACCAGAGCCCAACAAGAACCUGAUCGAACUGGAAACUACUGAGGAGAGCAACAGCAAGACACAAGAGGUUCUCCUGUUGGAUCUUCCAGCUCCGACGCUGCAGCCUCAAGAGAAACUGCUCAUCGACUUGACCAACACCCCCAACCUGAUCCGGACCAGCAGCAAGACCAGCACCAGCACUCAGCUGAUCGACCUGAGCUCUCCGCUCAUCAAAUGGAGUCCAGAAGACAAGAGGGAGAACAACGCUCCGCUCAUCAACCUGUCCUUCUGAUCCAGAUCCUCCUCCAGAUCUGGAUCUGAUGGUCUCUGUGGGAAAAACUGGACUCAGCAGGUUCUUAAGUUAACAACAGAGUUUUUAUCAGUAAAAUCUUAACUGAAGCGUUUUAAAUGAUGAAAAUAUUCAAGGUGGCUGAAGGGUUUUUUUUGCACCUGAUGAUGUACUUUUAUUUGUGUCCGUCUUGCUGCUCUUAUUGAUGUCUGAAUAAAUGUUGUGAAUGUCACUAA
Molecule: messenger RNA, 2630 nt
Organism: Centropristis striata (black sea bass)
Lineage: Eukaryota; Metazoa; Chordata; Actinopteri; Perciformes; Serranidae
Gene: gtse1
Product: G-2 and S-phase expressed 1
Exons: 12
Coding region: 181-2397 (738 amino acids)
Cellular component (GO): cytoplasmic microtubule; microtubule cytoskeleton
Molecular function (GO): microtubule binding
Source: RefSeq, a predicted model, not a curated record